CUACUAACUGUGUGCGGAGGCAAGCGCUUAACCAUGGUUAACCAACAGUAAACUACUUCUCCAACUCUAUAAAUUGGCCCAUUUUGGGUAUGGGAGAAGUAAUGAGCUAGCGGUUGGUACUCCCUGCUUGGUCUGCCUCGGAAAGAUACAGCGAUUGCAGGUCUAGAGAGUGAAUCUGCAAACAGUCUAUUCAUAACCAUUGGACUGGGGAGAUCUUGGUUGUAUUGUGGUCUGUUUUGGCUUUGGAUUCUCAGCUUCGGAUUCUCAUCAUGUAUCCUCCUCCUAACCCAGUUCCUGACAUUGGUUUGAAUAGUACUGCUGAGGAGCUCUUCAUCUCUUUGGAGAAAAUGGCUCACGGAUACCCUCUUCCUAACAAUGUGAUUACUGAUGUCAAUCCAUACAACUAUUCACCAUCAUAUUUACCACAAGGAAUUUGGUACUUGAUUCGCUCCAAGGAGAAUGGAGCUACGGACCUUGGGUUUUGGAAAGUCAAAGGAGAAGCCUCUAAACUAUUCUCAACCUCUUAUAUCACUGGUUGGAUGACAACUCUUGAAUUUUUUGAAGGCCAAGUGCCUCACGAGCGUAAAACUAAUUGGCAGAUGCAAGAGUAUUGGAUAACUCAGAAAGGACCAGGUGAAAACAGCAAGAAAAAGGAAACCAGCUCGUUGUGCAGAGUCUUUCUUGGUGGUGAACAAGGUCUCGAUUAUCAAAAGCGGCAGGAAAUGGCAAGCCUCCAUAUUGCUGAUCAUACCCUUGUUCACUCAACAGAAUCAAUUGUUCUAAAGGCUAACAAUGGUACUAGCAAUGGAUCUACAAGCAAACAUGUGGUGGACAAGGAUGAUGAAACAGGGGUUGUGGCUGUGACAGGAGAACCUCCAAAUUAUCUGGUAGAAAACCAACCAGAAAUUGAUUAUUUUCCCAGAGGCGACUACUUGGAACUGCUGGAUCUUGAUAAUCCGGCAUCGCCUUCUUCAAGCUCAGAUAAUUCAAGUUGCUUGACCAUGUCAUCAGAUGAAUAUUUUGAUUCAUUGGCCUUGCUGCGAGAACUAGAUUCUGAAAGUAACCAAGACUUGGUACAAAAGAAUGAAAAUUGCAAGUUCAGUAUCUCUGUAUCAUUCAAACCAAAUGAAGUGCUUAUGGUUCCAGCAUCUCCAGUGGGAUCUCUUAGUAGCAACGAAGAAAGCAGGCAAGGAAUUCUUGGAACUGGUUUAUCCCUUCCUGCUUUGGUUGAUGACAAUGAAAACCUAGUUGACGUAGUUAGAAGCCAGAAGGCAGAUUACAGGGAUGAAGGUCCAUCAAAUUCUCAUGAUGCAGGCACAUCAUCAAGCCGCCAGCAUCCAUCUCAAGAUGGAGAAAGGAAGGCUGCUAAAGGCAGAAAGAAAAAGCUCAGGAAGAAUAAGUAUAGUUGCUUCAUGCCUUUCUAUUUCCUCUUCUAAAUUCACAACAUCCAUAGCAUGUGUAUGCAAGAAAAUAGUAUUAGCUAGUGGGUUAAACUCACAAUGUGGUUAAUAUAGUAUCCAAACUACAUAUUAUUAGGUCAGGGACAGAAGCCUUACAUAGGGAGGUUAUGGACUUGCUUUUUUCUGUUCAACUGACUAGGGAAUAUAUCAGAUAUAGACAUCACAUAGAUGUAGAUGUUGUUUGAUGGAAACAACAAUAGCAAUCUGAUGAUGAAGAAAUAUAUAGGAAAAAUUUAUUACUUUGAUUAUUUGCAAUAGGAUAAAGAAUCCUUUGCAUUUUCUUCCUGUAAGCUUCCUAUUUUUGUACUGAAUGUAACAUAUAUAAUAGAACAAACUACUUUUUUGUUUA
Ricinus communis (castor bean) is the source of this 1809-nucleotide messenger RNA. Its product is annotated as NAC domain-containing protein 6. Gene Ontology annotation, biological process: regulation of DNA-templated transcription. The record is from RefSeq and is a predicted model, not a curated record. Gene Ontology annotation, molecular function: DNA binding. The coding region runs from base 270 to 1436 and encodes 388 amino acids. The transcript is spliced from 7 exons. NCBI's taxonomy places the organism in Eukaryota, Viridiplantae, Streptophyta, Magnoliopsida, Malpighiales, Euphorbiaceae.